AUGGCUUCUUCUAAAGCUUAUUACAAACACUUCACCAUUACAAUUCUCCUUCUCUCCUUCACAUUAACUUCUCUUGCCGGUAACGCCGAGAACGCGGACGUUAGCGAAUGCAAAGCUGAACUCGGAGAUUCAUCAUGCCGCAACAACAAAGUAGCACACAAGCUUAAAAUCAUAGCAAUCCUAUCGAUCUUAGUGGCGAGCAUGAUCGGCAUUAGCUUACCAUUGUUUUCAAGUUAUAUUCCUGGUUUAAAUCCCGAGGGAAAUGUGUUUGUGAUCGCUAAGGCUUUAGCUUCGGGUGUAAUUUUGGCUACUGGUUUUAUGCACGUGUUACCGGACUCUUUCAAUGAUCUCAGCUCUAAAUGUUUGCCCGAAGAUCCGUGGAGGAAGUUUCCUUUCACUACUUUGAUCGCGAUGGUUUCGGCUUUGUUUACGUUAAUGGUUGAUGCCUUUUUCAUGAGUGUGAUAACUAGGAAUCGAGAGGGAGAAGUCAAACCCAUUCAAAAUGGAUCUAAUUCUUUGGACGUCGAAACCCUAGAAAAUGGAUCUAAUGUUGUGGAGAAACAAGAUGAGACAAGUCAACUUCUAAGAAAGAAAGUCAUUGCUCAGGUGUUGGAAUUAGGCAUUGUAGUUCACUCGGUCGUGAUUGGUCUUGGGAUGGGAGCUUCGGAUAACCAAUGUACCAUUCGAUCACUUAUCUUGGCGCUUUGUUUCCAUCAGUUCUUCGAAGGAAUGGGACUCGGUGGUUGCAUUCUACAAGCCGAAUAUGGAGUUAAAAUAAGAUUGAUAAUGGCGUUCUUUUUCGCGAUCACAACACCGUUUGGGAUUUCUUUAGGGAUGGGAAUACAAAAGACAUAUGACGAGACAAGCCCAACCGCAUUGAUCGUAGUCGGGGUCUUGAACGCAUGUUCCGCGGGAUUAUUGAUCUACACGGCCCUUGUUGAUCUCUUGGCUCAUGAUUUCUUCGGACCAAAAUUGCAAGGAAACAUAAAACUUCAGGCAUUUGCUUUUGUUUUUGUCUUUAUAGGUGCUGGAGGAAUGUCUGUGAUGGCUAUAUGGGCAUAG
This is a messenger RNA of Arabis nemorensis, 1062 nucleotides long. The record is from the annotation of a GenBank genome assembly. NCBI's taxonomy places the organism in Eukaryota, Viridiplantae, Streptophyta, Magnoliopsida, Brassicales, Brassicaceae.